AUGUCUCUCCAGCAGCAUCUCCUCGACCACAGCGUGCACGGCCCCUCCUUCCCCUCCCCGCCCCCCUCAGACAGGUCCACCCCCGAGCUCGACCCGUUCACCCACAGCGCAGCCCUCGACCCCGUAGACUCCCCCAUCACCGACCUCGUCUCCCCCACGUCCUCCGUCCCAGACAUAUCCCACACUCACACACACCCCGCCACCGACGACGACGACACGGCCCAGGCCCUGUCCAAUCACCACCUCCAGCGCUACCUCCACUACAAGGCCCUUGCCGCCCGCGCCGAAGCCGAUCCUGCUCUUGCUGCUUGCCAACACUCAGACAGCGCCCCCACCGACGACCGCAUAGAAGACCUGCUCUCGUCUUACAUGCCCGACUCGGCCCAUUCGUCCCUCUUUAGCAAAGACAGCAUCGUCUCUGGUAACAACAUGCUUGCCUGCCAGCAGCAGCGACAGCAGCAGCAGAUGCCCCAGUCUGCCUACUACCAGGUCGGCCAGUCCAUCAAUACUUGGCAGCACCCGAACACCGUCUUCCGCUUCGAGCCGCAGCCCUCCCAGGCGGUGAUGCACAACGCCCAGGCCCAGGCCCAUCUCCAGGCGGCGGAGGCCGCUCGCUUCCAGGCGGACGAACAGCGCCGCGUCAACAUGUCUACCUACUACAUGGCCCCUCAGCCGGCCGCCCGGUUCGAGCAGUCUUCCCAGGGCGCCAUGUUCCCCCAGCAAGGUAUCACCACGGGCGCUUCUGCCUCGUACGCCAACACCCCCUCGUACCCUGGCGGCGCCAACAUCCUCAUGCACAAGACGCCUUCCAUGUCUGGUUUCACCGUCGCCUCUAGCAGCGAGGAGGGCGAGGACGAGCUGCUCUACUCUUCUGGCGCCGAGGACCCCAAGCCCAUGGUGCCCACGAUCCCUGUGGCCAACGCCCAUGGGGGCGGCCGUGGCUAUGUGCCCGGUCAGACUCCUGACGACCCCAAGAAGAAGCACAAGUGCCAGAUCUGUGGCCGUGGUUUUGCUCGAGCUUUCAACUUGAAGUCUCACAUCCAAACCCACAACCCGCUGCGACCAAAGCCCUAUGCCUGCCCCCACAAUACGUGCAAGCGCGGCUUCUCUCGUCUCCACGAUCUCGAGCGUCAUCGUCAGGGUAUCCACUCUGACGGCCCUCUCGUCGAGGCCAAGCGUCACAACGUGUCGCCCGCCAUCGCCCGUGCUCAGACGAGGAUGCAGGAGCGUGCCGACUCUGGCAGCCUCAUCUAA
Molecule: messenger RNA, 1254 nt
Organism: Cryptococcus wingfieldii CBS 7118
Lineage: Eukaryota; Fungi; Basidiomycota; Tremellomycetes; Tremellales; Cryptococcaceae
Exons: 2
Coding region: 1-1254 (417 amino acids)
Source: RefSeq, a predicted model, not a curated record